This is a messenger RNA of Neurospora crassa OR74A, 1963 nucleotides long. It is a transcript of the gene amph-1, whose product is annotated as amphiphysin-like lipid raft protein. NCBI's taxonomy places the organism in Eukaryota, Fungi, Ascomycota, Sordariomycetes, Sordariales, Sordariaceae. Gene Ontology annotation, biological process: actin cortical patch localization; actin filament organization; plasma membrane tubulation. Gene Ontology annotation, molecular function: protein binding; lipid binding. Gene Ontology annotation, cellular component: Rvs161p-Rvs167p complex; medial cortex; mating projection tip. The transcript is spliced from 5 exons. The record is from RefSeq and is a predicted model, not a curated record. The coding region runs from base 293 to 1078 and encodes 261 amino acids.
UCUCGCAACAACUGCUCUCCAAGCUUGCCAAACAUCGCCAAUCUGCUCUAAACGUCAACAACACCGACAUCGACUUAUUCUCCGAGCCACGUAUCCGGCCAACAUACCAACUGACUUAAUAACAUCCUAAUCCUAUCGAGCGACGAAUUAAUCUGCGACAAAUCAUCAUCCAGGCGAUAACCUACCGAAUAUUUAUGGCGAUUGAACGGAACUAUUAAUCAGUCGAUCCCCCGCAUAUACACACACGAGUCACCGACGUCAGACACCGAGCGACGAGAAUAACUCAGCCAUCAUGUCGUGGGCCGGCUUCAAGAAAAAUGUCAACCGGGCAACGACCCAGGUGAUGAUGAAGACGGGUCAUGUCGAGAAGACCAACGAUCGCGACUAUGAGGUUGAGGAGAGACGAUUCAAGACUAUGGAGGCGGCAUCCCUACGACUACAAAAAGAGGCCAAGGGUUAUCUUGAUUCACUACGAGCAAUGACGGCCUCACAGAUGCGCAUCGCCGAAACUAUUGACGCUUUCUACGGUGAAGCUGGUGCUAAAGACGGAGUCAGCAAGAGUUACAAGCAAGCAGUGGAAGACUUGGACGCCGAAACGAUCAAGGCCUUGGACGGACCAUAUCGAACAACAGUCCUAGAUCCCAUUACCCGAUUUUGUGCCUAUUUCCCCGACGUUAACGAAUGCAUCAAGAAGCGCGGCCACAAACUCCUCGACUACGACGCCCUCCGCGCCAAAGUCAAGAAACUGGUCGAGAAGCCCGACAAGGAUGUGACGAAGCUCCCACGCGCCGAGAAGGAAAUGGAGAUGGCCAAAGCAGCCUACGAGCAGCUCAAUGAGCAGUUGUGUACCGAGCUACCGCAGCUUAUCGACCUCCGCGUCCCUUACCUCGACCCAUCGUUCGAGGCUCUUGUCAAGAUUCAGCUCCGAUUCUGCGCCGAAGCCUACAGCCGCAUGGCUCAAGUACAGCAAUACCUCGAUCCAGACACGCGGGAGCAGUACGCCCAGGGUCAGCUAGAUACCAGGGUCGAGCAAGUGUUGCAGGAGAUCCGGGAACUGAGUAUCAGCGGAACUGUUUAAAUUACAGGGCGCAGCGAAGAUGCGAAAAGGGACGGGACGACAUAAUAGUACGUGUUGCGCGGAUUGGUUCUCAAGUGUAAUAGGUUGGAACUGGGGAAUUAGGGAGAAUCGAGGAACAGAGGGAAGAACAUCACCAUCAACCACUCAUGACGACAUAUACCUCGUUAUUCCUCCCUUAUUUAUCUUUUUUCCUUCGUUAUUGCUCAAUACGGCGUAAAAGGUAUGAGGGAUAUGGGUUUAGACCUUGUUUACUACGAAUGAGAAGAGACAGAAAGGUUACAGGCACCACACACACUUUCAGGAACAUUGCGUCGCUUCAACGGUUCUGAUGUGCCCCGCAAUGCAACAUCCAUCACAGCCCAAACUUUAUGCGGUCACUGAGCGUUGGAUCUUGUCUCACUGAGCGAAAGUUGUGUUUUCCAGAGCAGUUCUUUAUUCAAAGUAUACAGCAAAGAAUUGAUUGCAUCCGGGAGCAUCCAAAAUCCCCAAGAUACGGAUCGUGUAAGACGACUUUGGGAUCCGAGUCAUGGCAAGAGCGGUGUAAAGCCGGUGUAAGUCUCAUUCGUUGGUCCUGUCGGUCCGGUUGGCUCGGAAAACCUCUAGCUUGGCAGGUAGUUCAAGUUUGCAAGGCGACCUGGACUAGUGUACGAACGGUGGAAAAAGAAAGGAUGAACGGCAAUGACGGAAUUGAGUCUAGUUUGCAAUGGUGCAACGAAUAUAAACAUUUCGAAGGUGUUGAAACGAGGUCCGUGAGUAAGCUUAGCUUGUCGAUACGGAGGACACGGUUCGCCUCGUGCGUAGUGUACUGUUUCCAGAUACUGGGUCCGGGGUCCAGAAUAGUACUAUCCCAGUGGAAAGGACGCGCGGCUCCGCAAUGCUCAUGCA